Messenger RNA from Raphanus sativus (radish), 654 nucleotides. Its product is annotated as cytosolic sulfotransferase 15-like. NCBI's taxonomy places the organism in Eukaryota, Viridiplantae, Streptophyta, Magnoliopsida, Brassicales, Brassicaceae. Gene Ontology annotation, cellular component: cytoplasm. Gene Ontology annotation, biological process: sulfation. The record is from RefSeq and is a predicted model, not a curated record. Bases 1 to 654 code for a protein of 217 amino acids. The transcript has a single exon. Gene Ontology annotation, molecular function: sulfotransferase activity.
AUGGACACUCCACAACAACAAGAAGACAGAUUCUCACCACCAGAAGCUAAGUGGUGGGUCGACGGAAAACGCAUCAGACACAAAGGAUUCUGGUUCAAACCAGAGUUCAUCACUGCCUCUGAAGCCAUAAGAGAACACUAUACACCUCUUCCUUCCGACAUAAUCCUCGCCUCUUUCCCCAAAACCGGCACCACUUGGCUCAAAGCCUUAACCUCCUCUAUUCUCCGGCACAGCUCAAACAUACGCGACGACAACCAUGACCAUCUGGAUAACCUCAACCCCCACGAGGUCGUGCCCUUUUUGGAGAUCGAGUUGUUCGGUGAAAACCCAUCAAAGGACAUAACAAAGAUCUCUUCUCCUAGAGUGUUCAACACUCAUCUCCCUCUCUCAUUUUUACCAGAGACUCUCAAGACCUCAGGGUCCAAAGUCAUUUACAUAACCCGCCACCCAGCAGACACUUUCGUCUCUCUCUGGCAUCUGUACAACAACAAGUUCGGGACAGAGAUCUCCAUCCGAGAAGCGUUUGAUGACUUCUGCAAAGAUCUUGUCCCAGCCGGUCCUUACUUCGACCACGUACUCGAGUUCUGGGAAGCAAGAGACCGAGACCGUGUGUUGUUCAUCACUUACGAGGACCUGAAAGUAUAUAUUCAUUAA